Messenger RNA from Scatophagus argus, 5913 nucleotides. It is a transcript of the gene dtnbb, whose product is annotated as dystrobrevin, beta b. Bases 259 to 2064 code for a protein of 601 amino acids. The transcript has 21 exons. Gene Ontology annotation, cellular component: synapse; plasma membrane. The record is from RefSeq and is a predicted model, not a curated record. Gene Ontology annotation, biological process: synaptic signaling. Gene Ontology annotation, molecular function: zinc ion binding. Lineage: Eukaryota; Metazoa; Chordata; Actinopteri; Scatophagidae.
UGCGAUCUGCUCUGCCGUCCUCUGCCGCUGGGUCGCUGAUGAUGCCGCUCGGAGCGCGGCGCUUGUACGCUUCAGUGUGCGGCUGCCACCGCAGUUCCCAACAGUGAAGUCGAAUGAGACGGGAGGAGAGGAGCUUGAAAUACGAUGAUGAUGGAUCGUCCGGGCAGUUUCUCAUCGCUCGGGCAGCUGUAACGUGUGGAUUCAUCAAAGAGUCGACGUUUAGGGCUUCGCUUUGUUUGACAUACGGCCAGCGACAGGAUGAUCGAGGAAGGCAGUAAACGAGGCAAGGCCAUGGUGGAGAAGCGACAGCUCUUCAUGGAAAUGAGAGCUCAAAACUUCGACGUAAUCAGACUGUCGACUUACAGGACGGCCUGCAAGCUCCGGUUUGUGCAAAAGAGAUGCAACCUUCAUCUGGUGGAUGUCUGGAACAUGAUCGAAGCCUUUCGUGACAACGGGCUCAACACAUUGGACCACAAUGCCGAGAUCAAUGUGUCGCGGCUGGAGACCAUCCUGUCUUCCAUCUACUACCAGCUCAACAAGCGGCUGCCCACCACCCACCAGAUCAAUGUGGAGCAGUCCAUCGGGCUGCUGCUCAACUUCAUGGUGGCCACGUACGACAGUGAAAGCCAUGGGAAACUGACAGUUUUCUCCAUGAAAGCCAUGCUGGCAACAAUGUGUGGAGGGAAAAUAGUGGACAAACUACGCUAUAUUUUCUCGCAGAUCUCUGACUCGAGUGGAGCAAUGAUGUUUGCAAAGUUCGAUCAGUUCCUGCGGGAGGUGCUGAAGCUUCCCACAGCCGUGUUCGAGGGUCCUUCCUUUGGCUACACGGAGCAUUCGGUGCGGACGUGCUUCCCUCAGCAGAAGAAGAUCAUGCUGAACACAUUUUUGGAUGUAUUGAUGGCAGAUCCUCCCCCUCAAUGCCUCGUGUGGCUGCCGCUUAUGCACCGACUUGCUAAUGUUGAAAAUGUCUUCCAUCCGGUGGAAUGUUCAUAUUGCCGGAGCGAGAGCAUGAUGGGUUUCCGGUAUCGGUGCCAACAGUGCCACGGCUACCAGCUCUGUCAGAGCUGCUUCUGGCGUGGCCAUGCCAAUGGUCCCCACAGCAACCAGCAUCAGAUGAAGGAGCAUUCAUCUUGGAAGUCUCCGGCCAAAAAGUUGAGCCACGCAAUCAGUAAAUCUUUAGGCUGCGUUCCCAUCGGAGAGCCGCCACAUCCUGUGUUCCCCGAGCAGGCCGAGAGACCACAGGAACUCACCCAUACUGUUCAGCCGAAACCAGUGGCCAACAACAUGAACGACACAAUGCUCAUGUCCUCUGGGGCACCUACUCCUACCAAAAGUGUGUUGGAGAGUCCCAGCCGGCUAGAUGAAGAGCACCGCCUCAUCGCUCGCUAUGCCGCCCGCCUGGCAGCCGAGGCCAGCAACUCCACACAACAAUGUCCUCCGUCAGAUCUGAGUUUUAACUUCGAUGCCAAUAAGCAACAGAGACAGCUCAUCGCAGAACUGGAGAACAAAAACAGGGAGAUCCUCCAGGAGAUCCAGCGGCUGCGUUUGGAGCACGAGCAGGCCUCUCAGCCGACCCCAGAAAAAGCCCAACAGAACCCAACACUUCUGACGGAGCUGCGGCUCCUCAGACACAGGAAGGACGAGCUGGAGAGGCGCAUGUCAGCCCUGCAGGAGAGCAGACGGGAGCUGAUGGUGCAGCUUGAGGGACUCAUGAAGCUGCUAAAGGAUGAGGAGCAGAAGCAGGCUUCCCAGUCUGGAGGCUCCCCUCAUUCUUCCCCCAGUCACGGUGCGGGCUGCUCCAUGCCCAUGCCCAUACGCUCCACCUCGGCUGGGUCCACCCCAACCCACACGCCGCAGGACUGCCUGGCAGGGGUGGGAGGGGACGUGCUCGAGGCCUUUGCUCAGGGUGUACCUAGAAAUCUUCGAAAUGAUCUCUUAGUUGCUGCUGAUUCAAUCACGAACACAAUGUCAUCACUGGUGAAAGAGCUCCACUCAGUGGACGACGGGGGGGACGAAGAGGAGACCAACAUGAGGAAUGGUGGGGACAGAGCUGAAGCAGAAUGAACAACAAAAAGCACAGUAAGAGUACCGAAGCACUAAGGAAAAGGCGACACUAUUCCGCCCUGUAAGGACAUACAGUCAUCAACCGGGAAGAAUCAACAACAACAACAACGACGACGAGCCCUGGCAUUAGCACGUAGAGUAAUGCAUGCUGUAAUCUAACAGGAUUUCACUAUGUGAAAAAAACAAAAAAACAAAAAACAUUUCUCACGCCUUGCAGGUAGCAAGGUGUGUCUAAUUAGCGAGCGUGUAUGUUGUCCUGUAAACAAAAAAAACUGCGAUUUCCUUCAUGACUGCUAAAGAAUGGCUUGCUGUGCUUUCUCCUCCAAUUGUUCCAUUGCAGCAGAUCAUUCUGUAUAUAAAACACUGUAAACACACGACCAUGGGAAUGCCCCGACACAAAGGUGACCUCCUGUCACAACACGUUCCCGUUUUGUCAUUGCUUUUGUAUGAUUAGUGCUAGUAUUACUAUUUUUUCUUUAUUUAUUUUGGAUCAUUUUUGCAUGAAGUUGCACUCGUGUGGAUUUAGAUACUGUACCAUGCUAUGCCAGCUCUUUGUGGGUUUAUGACAGCUCGGGUGUCAAAAGUGUCUUGCCUCAGAAAUCAUGCUGAGUGUGUUUACUCGCACAUCCGUAUUCUGAAGUUUGGCGAAGAAAGUUUGAAAAAGCAGACUUCUUAGGAGAGUUUUGACAUCUCCGCAAGAAUCCUGGGCAACAAGGAAGUCAUUGCACACAGCCAAGAAACCGCAGAGCAAGUCAUCCCCUGCAACACACAACUCAUCUUGAAAUCUUUAAAACUGCUAUUUGAUUAUUUAAUUAUAAACUGUUUUUUUUUUUUUUUUACUUUUGCAACGAGCCAGGCUAAUUGUUUAGCCCUGUUUCCAGACUUUAUGCUAAGCUAUGCUAAUCAUCUCCUGGUGGUUCAAACCACCAGGUUUGGUUUUUUUUUCCUAAUUUAUUUAUUUUAUUUGAAAGAAAUCUUGUUCAAUAUUAAACAUAAAUGUUAUCAUCUAAUGUAUUAUUCAGGAAUUAGCUUAAACCAAAUUUUCAAACCAAGAAGUUGCAGUUUUACGGGAUUUUACUGGACUGUUUCUUGGCCUACAGUGUCUUCCUAGUAUCUUUGUUGAAAGAUGUUGAAGGGAGUUUCCCGGGCAAAAUAACCCACAUAAAACCACAACGAGUCAUUUUUACAUGAUACUAUUUGUUUUUACACAAAUUAAAAAAGGAGGAGAUAUUGCCAGGCUCCUGUUUCCAGUCUGUAUGUUGAACUUAUACACGUGUCCAGACGUGUAUUACAGUAUUGAUCAUCUUAUCUAACCCUCGGCAAGAAGGAAAUUGUUUAACCAUUCCUUUAAUCAUUACAAAAAAAAAAAAAAAAAAUUAACAGAUAACUUAAUAGUUUGAGUUUGUUCCUGCUGUUUGCAUAAUGUUAAUGUUAAGGUUAAAUAUUAUCUAUUAAUGCAGGGAUGUCUGUUAAUACAGUAUGAAGACGACUUAGCCAGGGAUAAAAGAAUAUUGUGUGCACGUAAACACACUCACUGAGUCACAAACUAUACUGCUGCUACUGCUCUCAAUGAGCCACCCUUGCAAACAAGAGGGCUGCGCUGUUCAGAGAAACCAACGGGCUACUACGAACAAAAUAAACGAGCCCAGUCUCAAUCUUUUCUCCCCGUGAAAACGUCGCUCGACACACCUGAAUAGCUGGUAGCCUCGAGUAUUUAUUGUUUCAAGUGUAGGUAAGCACCUCAGGAUGUUUAAAUAGUAAUGAACUAGGCACUGAGUUGUAGUCGUGAUUUACAAAACGAACACUUAUACAGUACUUGAGGAUAUAAGAUCGUAGUAAGCAAGUAGGAAAUGCUUUGAUAGCUUUAUUUAGUUAACAAAGGAAUAUUGAAAAUGUUUAUGUGCAAUGAAGGUAGUUGCUCAGGGACUGCAGAGCUACUCAAGUGAAAAAUGGUGGUAAAGUCCUUUAACCCCCACACGUCACCGAUCACUUGCUGAGGGGUUAAAGGUUAAUGAUGAUUAAAUAUGGAGGGUUUAAUUCCAGAAUAUACAUCCAAUGUUAUUUAGAAAUUAGUCCUUCAACCUUCUUGUGAUCCCUGUUGUAAGAUUUGAGUUGAAAUGUCCAAACGUAGGUCAUUUUGCUUCCAUUUCAUCGGUCAUUUUGUUCCAUUUUGGAAUUAAACUCUUUAAAUAGACACAGGAAAAGUACAGCAAGUGACUGAGCGCUGCGUAACGAAUGUGGAUCGUUAGCAGGAGAUAAGUUUUUCUGAAGUGCUACUUGGUGAAGCAUGUUGUUGGAUAUAGUUUGUGUGAUUUUGUGUCUUUCAUGGAAAAGCCAAGUUGUUGCAGAGGUAGCUUUCAAGCAGAAGGUCAGAGAUCAGGUCUAAGUUACCUUCACGCGUUCGUCUUCUGGUUCAGUGUUUUUUUGUCCUUCGUGGUAGCCAUUCAUCCCAAAUGAAAAUGAGCAAUGUUUGCUUUUUAGUGGAUGCAACGUGAUAAAGGUCUGGGAGCAGUUUUAGAGGAAAAUGUUCAGUUGUCAAAGCAAGUUGUGGGUAAAAUUGGACGGAAAUGAAAUGAACUCUUUGCUUUUGACAUUUGUACAGUGAGCAUAUCUUAUAAGCUAAGUAUGAAGUUUCGACAACCUUUCACACUGUGUCAAGAAAAAGAACAAAAAGCGGUUCCCCUGUUGUCGACGUUCUAAAUGUGAUGAUUUCACUCAGUUCUCUUUUCUGCUCUAUGUUAUCAUUAAUGUUCUUACUCUGGUUUACGGUAUUAGUGGAGUAUUCUCGUCUGUGUAAUGAGUUUAUCACAAUGCGGAUACAUCAUUCACCCAAACAUAAACUGAAGUACCGCAAUUCAAAAUGCUGCCGUCGAGAAGCUCGUCCAGAUAAUUCUCGAAAUGCAGCGGUAAAAAAUUUUAACUGUCUUCCCCUUCGUUCUGACCAAGCGUUGGACUUCAGAAGUUUGUCAGAGCUUUGUUUUUCUUCUUUGCGUUUGUGCCUGUAGCUGUUCUGUAAAGUGCUGUAUAAAGUAACAAUUCAGCAAAUAAGACAACCUGUCAGCCUUCAUGUCAGAGUUUUAGCCUGUGACCUUGUCGAGAUUUUAUUUAUUUAUUUAUUUAUUAAAUGUGUUGGGGUGGGGGUUGGGGUGGGGACUGAUGCUCAGCCUUUACAUUUGUGCCAAACUGUUUGCAGACAUUGUGUGUCACAUGAAUUACAGGUAUAUAUCGAAGUAUAUCUGCAUUAGUAUGUUGUUGUUGCCCAUAGUUUAUUCACAGAAUGCCUGGAGAUGUUUUCCCCACUGCUGGAAAACUCAUUUAUUAGGUAAUAAUGACAGAAACACAUUCCAGACAGUCACUGAUGUCAUUUUAGCCAAUGUGGAGGCAAUACAGUAUGCCCUGUCAGACCAAACUCGGGGUGAUACAAAUAAAACACAGGCAGUCACGCAGAGGAGCUUACAUUGUGAUCCUUUUAUCGUUUGCAGCAAGAAGUCGACCUUGAAGACAAAGCUCCCCUGAUGUUAUUUAUCUAUGUAUGUGUUCUGUACGGUUACGCUUCUGGUACACAUUUGUUUCUCAUGUUGAUUUUACAGAACAUAGUUUUAUGUCUCAAAGCCACUGUCUUUUGUAAAUAAAUCAAAUGUGAGAUAUAUUAAAAAGAUUUAAAAUACGGCCGUGAAGAGUCAUGUCGUGGUUGCUGGUUUGGGAUUAAUUAUCACGAAACGUCCCUCAGUCAUCACCAAACAUCACGUCAGUGUUGGAGAGUAACUACACUUCUACUGUAUAAUUUUGAGGUAUUUUCCAGUGAUGUACUGCUGCACUGUAAAAAGAGUAACUGAGUAGAACCACCUC